UGGCUUUGGCGGUGGAGACUCCAAUAAGGCUGCUGAAGUGGGGAGUUCUGCAGGAUUGGAGCCAGAGCCCUUGAAGGUGGGAUCGGCUAGGAAAAGAGAAAAAGAGCAGAGGGUUGGGGCGAAAGUAGGGCGGGACAAAGAGCGCCCAGAGUAGAACCCGAGAGUCCCUGUGUGGGGGAAAGGUGGAGCCAAGGCAGGUCUGGGGCAUCCCCCCCCGCUCCGGCUCCGGCGCGCUCUUAGAGCACCUGUCGGGGAGAGGGGAAGGGACAUCCUGGUGCCCGAGGGACCUCCGGUCCAGAGGGGCUUACUCGGAGCUUGGGACUCCCGAGAAGACUCCGCCUCCUCCCCUCCGGCGGUCCAAGCCCGGCAAGUGAAGGGGCGUGACCCUGGUGCUCAGGUUUCUUCCUCCUCACCUGGGCCAGGAGGGGUGGGGGCCAGAACUUCCGGCUCAGGUGAGUGUCCCUUCGGUGACGUCAGGUCAUCCUCGGCCGCCCCUCCGGUCCCUCCCCGCCUCGCGCUCCCGGUGCCCGCGGGGGCGCGCCCCCGACGACCUACAUAUACUCAGGUGCGCCGCACCUGUCCGCCCGCACCUGCCCGCUCACCGCUGAGCGGCCUCACAUCGCACAGCAGCCUUGGGCCGACAGCCCAGGAUACUCUGGGGACUUCCAGCACCCGGGACCGCGCCCACACGGCCCCUCCACAUUUUGUUUGGGAAGGGUCGCCGAGCGCCGAAGGGAACUGCCGGGUCUUAGCGGAUUGCUUUUGUCGGCCACCAGUCCUGUUCCCUCUGCUGUGAGAUCCUCGCCCCGCCGGAGGGGUAGAUUUGUGUUUACUUCGGUGACAAGAUUUGCAAGCACUCGGCCAAAAACUUUUUUGCCUCUUUGGGGGACAAAACUCGCCAGCCCGGCGCCUCCCGUCUUUUCUGAGGGAGGAAAUGGCCAAUUCGGGCCUGCAGCUGCUGGGCUUUUCCAUGGCUCUACUGGGCUGGGUGGGCCUGGUGGCGUGCACCGCCAUCCCGCAGUGGCAGGUGAGCUCGUACGCCGGCGACAACAUCAUCACCGCCCAGGCCAUGUACAAGGGGCUGUGGAUGGACUGCGUCACGCAGAGCACGGGCAUGAUGAGCUGCAAAAUGUACGACUCGGUGCUCGCCCUGCCUGCGGCCUUGCAGGCCACCCGAGCCCUAAUGGUGGUCUCCCUGGUGCUGGGCUUCCUGGCCACGUUUGUGGCCACGAUGGGCAUGAAGUGUACCAACUGUGGGGGGGACGACAAAGUGAAGAAGGCCCGUACAGCCAUGGCCGGAGGCAUCAUUUUCAUCUUGGCAGGUCUUGCUGCCUUGAUAGCUUGCUCCUGGUAUGGCCACCAGAUUGUCACAGACUUUUACAACCCGUUGGUCCCCAUGAAUGUUAAGUAUGAGUUUGGUCCUGCCAUCUUCAUUGGUUGGGCAGGGUCCGCUCUGGUCCUCCUGGGAGGUGCACUGCUCUCUUGCUCCUGUCCUGGGAGUGAGAGCAAAGUUGGGUACCGUGCACCCCGCUCCUACCCUAAGCCCAACUCUGCCAAGGAGUACGUGUAAGCUGGGAAUGCCCUUACCCCAGCCUGGCAGCCUAGAGGUGCCCCCAGACAUCUGAAAGGACCUGGGGCAGAGAGCUCAACCCGUGGGCAGGGUGCCGAGCAGAAGCUUGCGGUCACUCUAGCCCAGCACACCAUGUACAGUUCCCUGGGGUGUUGGGUGGCAGGGAGACAAAAAGGGGGAGGGUGUGCUUUUU
Messenger RNA from Lagenorhynchus albirostris (white-beaked dolphin), 1763 nucleotides. RefSeq names its product claudin 7 (gene CLDN7). Gene Ontology annotation, molecular function: structural molecule activity. The record is from RefSeq and is a predicted model, not a curated record. Lineage: Eukaryota; Metazoa; Chordata; Mammalia; Artiodactyla; Delphinidae. The transcript has 4 exons. Gene Ontology annotation, cellular component: plasma membrane; bicellular tight junction. Gene Ontology annotation, biological process: cell adhesion; bicellular tight junction assembly. The coding region runs from base 935 to 1570 and encodes 211 amino acids.